Amyelois transitella is the source of this 3071-nucleotide messenger RNA. RefSeq lists its product as uncharacterized. The coding region runs from base 311 to 1405 and encodes 364 amino acids. The transcript has 2 exons. The record is from RefSeq and is a predicted model, not a curated record. NCBI's taxonomy places the organism in Eukaryota, Metazoa, Arthropoda, Insecta, Lepidoptera, Pyralidae.
GAGCAUAGAGUAAAAUAAUAAAUAAAUGGAGCAGUGUAAUUUUUUGACUUAGUGCAUUGUUCGUGUUAUUUAUUUUACUUUUAUUGAAUUUUAUUAUGAGUAUCCUUAUGUUAAUUUAUCAAGAUCAAAGUAAAUAAAUGUCAUGUAUUUUCAUACAACUUUGUUAAAAUACGUUAAUUAAAAUACAAAACAAAGCUUAAUUUUAAGUACUUGUCAUCCAAUCAUAUGUUAGUAAUUAACGAUGUCAUGUCACUGUUUGUUUACUAAUGACAAUUUCGUGAAAGUAAAGUGAAUUUCAAAAGUUUUCGUGAUGAAUACUACGGAUUCAGUUGAACAGACAUCAUCUAAGCGACAGGAAAAUGGCGACGCCCCCACUGGUCCAGAUCGCCCACUUAAGAAAGCACGAUUUGCAUGGCAAGUCAAAGGAAAACACCACUUGAGGAACCAUGUUUCGGAGCCUUCAUCAAGUUUGACUGGUGAUAUCCAAGCUGCCGGACCAUCUUCAAGUCCUGAUGUUACUUCAGGACAUGUUAUAGAAAAUGCUGAACAAAAUAUGGACAUAUUAGGGGAUUAUUCUCUAAAACAAGACUUUUAUACUUUAAAUUCUGUGAUUGCAGACACUGAGACGCCUUUAUUAGAAGCGAUACCAAGUAUUCCCACUGAUAACUUGCCAUAUCCAAGCUAUGUUAGUUCUACUAAGAAGUUUUAUAUAUCUGAGGAGUAUGAAAAUGACCUUGGUUCAAUACCUAUGUCCAUGCUGUAUAAAUAUAGCUGCAGAGAAAACCAGUGCAUUUCACGUUGGCAAGCAAAGCAGAUGGCUAAUGGUUUUGUAGACAAUACUAUAAACCGCAUAUUGGAGGCAUGGGCUAGUCCUCCUCUGAAUGAGCCCAGAGUUCGUGCACUCGAGGCUGCUGAUUACUUUAACAAUCUGCCUGGGUAUAACAGUGUUGAAAAUGAAGGAAUACUCAUGGCAAUAUCUGCACAUGGCUUACAAAGUGCAUCAUCGUCAUCAGAUUCCAGUAGCGACAGUGAUGAGACAGAAAUUAGUGAAAAUGGGUAUAAUAAGAAUAUGCUUAUGUUAAAUCGUAACAAUUCCCAUCCACUGUCUAUUCCUUCAGACGAUAAUUACCAAUCACCACCUCAGUCUCCGCCAUCCUCAAAAUCUUUCGUGAGAAGGCUAUCUGAGGACAAAACUGCUUGGCCUUAUCCAAAAGAGGAGAACAGUGAAGAUAAUGAACUCGCAGAGUUAACCCUCUACAAUUCAUCAGAACAAUAUUGCGAUGGAAAGAAUCAGAGUUCUCCUAUUCGUGAAUAUAAUGAUAGUUUUACUCAUUUUGAUUUCAUGGACACUGCUGUAUCAUUUGCCAUUUUAAACAAAGGUCUAACCACUUUUGGUAAUGACUGAGUAAGUCUAAGGGUAAAACUGUGCCCCAAAUAAAAUGUGAUUAGAUAUUGUAUCAUAACAUGGGGCAUGUUCCUUAUUUGUUGACUGAAAAUGCAAUGUUUAUGUAAAUCACCAAUUCAAUUUUAAUCCUUUGAUGGUCAAUAGCAGUUUUUAUGAAUAUUAUUUACAAUGCAGUUAACCAUUAGGAUGGUACCAGUUUAUACCAGUUACAAAAGGCACUCAAAGGGUUAAUUUUGUGUUCGGUUUAAUAUUUUACACACUCAAAUUUUAAUUUUUUUUAAUUAAAUAUUUGUAUAAUCGAGCAAUGUACUUCUAUAUAAUAAGACAUUAUUAAGCACAAAAUAUUAUCUACCUAGAUAACAAAUAUGUUACAUAUUCAGUAGGUCUAUAUUUUAAGAUUAUUCAGUAUUCAUUUUAUUUUAGUGACAUAUUAUAACAACCACUUAAAUGUAAAUAUGAUUGGAAACUGAAUAAUUGUGUGAUUUGUGAUAUUUGUAUUGUAAAAAAAUCAUAAAAAAUGGUAGAGUACAAAAGUUUCAGUUAUGAAACAUAUCAAGUGACUGAGUUUUGGGCACAGGGAAUUUCAUUAGGCCAAUCAUUUAGUGUUAAGGGAUAUUUACUAAAGUACAUAGUUUACACUAAAAUUGCUGAAUUUUUUGUUGGUUAUUUUAUAAUAGUAUUCGUAUCAAUUCAUUCCAUUGACCUAAUUUAAUAAAAUUGUUAAUCAGUAUACUGAUUAUUUAGUUCAUAUGCUGCUGGUCAGUUUAUUAAUAAUGAUGUAAAGCAAAAUAGUUCCACAAUUAUUAGUGUUUGUAUUUAUUAAAAUUUCAUCUUAACGUUGUUUUGUGAUGAUAAUAUAUGUAUCUUCACAGUUCCAGUAUGUCCAAGGGGUCAAAAAAACAAUAAAAACCAUUAGUCAUAUUGCUAUAUGACAUACUAGAGGCCGCCCGCGACUUCGUCCGCAUGGAAACCCUAUCAAUCCCGCGGGAACUCUGGGAUAAAAAGUAGCCUAUGUGUUAUUCUGGAUCUUCAGCUACCUACAUACCAAAUUUCAUGGUAAUCGGUUCAGUAGUUUUUGCGUGAAAGAGUAACAAACAUCCAUACAUCCAUACAAACUUUCGCCUUUAUAAUAGUAGUAGGAUUAACCAUUUCGACAUUAAUGAAUAAUUUUAAUUUAGUCCAUGUGUCAUAAUGUCCAAAAUUUUCAAUAUAAUUAUAGCAAUCAGUAACUAAGUUAUACUAGGUUUUACCACCUAGUUACUUCAGAGAGCGGUCACCCUAAUAUCACAAAUGAACUUUUAUGUGCAAGUGAUUAUUAGGUUCAAUAUUCCGGCUUGGCGUCGCGUCGGGUCGGAACUCCGGAUGAAUCCAACGUAAUUGCAAUAAGUCUUAAUAUUUCCAAUAUUUUUUCUGGUCACCCGUCCACUUGGCAUUAAGUUAAGAAAAAUUGCUACUUUAGAAAUCAGCAUAGAUAUUUUUUAUUUACUGCAAUAAGUAAUUUUUUUAAGUCUAUGACUGCAAUAUAUGUACAUUUGCAAUAGGGGAACGCAAGGAUUUCUUUGUCUGAUAACAUUGUAAAUAACGAAAAAUAUAUGUUUUAAUUAUAGUAUAGUAGGUAUAGUAAAAAUGUAUGCCAUACUGACAUAAAGUCAAUAAAAAAGAUACU